UCCAUAGUAGACAUGGGGAGAUUGUUUUGAUUGCUGGUCUAAAUCACUUUCUGUUUGAAGUAAUUAGUUGCAUUAAAUACUAUGUUCCUCAAUCUAUUUCCAUUUUUGGGAAUCAAAAUCUUUAAACUAGCAUUAAUACCCUAUUGUGUAAUGUUACACCCCUAUAUACUUUCACAAGUCCAUUGUUCCAACAUGGCAGCUUCACUUGACAAACUGUUCUGCAGAGAGGUUGAAUUGGAGAAUGAAAGUGUCCUUAAAGUUUACCAAUGUGAAACAGGAGAUGUAGGCUGUGUCGUUUGGGAUGCAGCAAUCGUCCUGGCAAAGUUUCUCGAGAUUGCUACCCGAAUUUCAGCCAGUGAUAGCCAACAACCAGGGAUUGCAAAGUUUUGCAAUGUCACACUUCACAACAAGACUGUGGUUGAGCUGGGAGCAGGAACUGGAAUUGUAGGAAUCAUGGCUGGAAUAUUAGGUGCAGAUGCAUGUAUAACUGACCUACAGGAAUUCGUCCCCCUCAUGGAUCUCAACAUCAAGGAAAAUGCAGAUAGAAUCCAAGGUUCAGUCAAGGCCUGCACAUUGAAGUGGGGAGAAGACAUCACACCCUUUCUUCCACAUCCAGACUACAUCAUAUUCUCAGACUGCAUUUACUAUGAGGAGUCGCUGGAGCCUCUUCUAGAGACCGUUUCAGCUUUGGCUGGAAACCAAACUGUAGUACUGUGGUCGUAUGAAGAACGCACAACAGGAAACAAGCCAGAGCUGCAACAGAGGUUCUUUGAAGCAAUCACAAAAGACUUUAGUGUUGAGGAAGUACCACAAGACUGUCUUCAUCCUGUGUACCAAAGUGAAGAUAUACAUGUGUUAUGCAUGGAAAGGAAAAGUUGAAACAAUUGAAGGAUCAAAAAUGUCUGAAGACACACCACAAUAUUAAAUGUAUGAUGUAUUAAAGGGUAGACCAUUGAACUUCAAAUGGUAUACUGAAUAGGUUCAGUUAAGUUGAACCGUGGUACUCAGGAUACUGCAAUGUAUUGGAAAAUGUGUAAUCUUCACCAUGCAAUGUUGUGUUAGCUUACAGUGAUAUUACUGUAACGCUGCAGUUAGCAAUGCUAUAAGUGCUCCCAGCACUCACAGUCAGAGCCACAUACAUGUAAUUUACAUUUUGGCUUACUUAGUAUAUGGUGAUGUCUGUGCCAUAUGCAUCCAGCAAUAUACAAAUAAGCAGAUCUCUGGAGAUUCUAGCUGUUAUACUUAUAACUCAUGCCUUAGUCUAGUUUGUGUCAAAUGCUUGUACUAACAUUACAA
This is a messenger RNA of Branchiostoma belcheri (Belcher's lancelet), 1296 nucleotides long. Its product is annotated as protein-lysine methyltransferase METTL21D-like. NCBI's taxonomy places the organism in Eukaryota, Metazoa, Chordata, Leptocardii, Amphioxiformes, Branchiostomatidae. Gene Ontology annotation, cellular component: cytosol; cytoplasm. Gene Ontology annotation, molecular function: protein-lysine N-methyltransferase activity. The transcript has a single exon. The coding region runs from base 82 to 879 and encodes 265 amino acids. Gene Ontology annotation, biological process: peptidyl-lysine methylation. The record is from RefSeq and is a predicted model, not a curated record.